UUUCUGGGUUCGGACCAGCAACAUGGCCAAACGUGCCAAGAAGGUUGGGAUCGUCGGUAAAUACGGGACCCGCUAUGGGGCCUCCCUCCGGAAAAUGGUGAAGAAAAUUGAAAUCAGCCAGCAUGCCAAGUACACUUGCUCUUUCUGUGGCAAAACCAAGAUGAAGAGACGAGCUGUGGGCAUCUGGCACUGUGGUUCCUGCAUGAAGACAGUGGUUGGCGGUGCCUGGACGUACAAUACCACUUCCGCUGUCACAGUAAAGUCCGCCAUCAGAAGACUGAAGGAAUUGAAAGACCAGUAGACGCUCCUCUACUCUUUGAGACAUCACUGGCCUAUAAUAAAUGGAUUAAUUUAUGUAAAA
Molecule: messenger RNA, 361 nt
Organism: Cebus imitator (Panamanian white-faced capuchin)
Lineage: Eukaryota; Metazoa; Chordata; Mammalia; Primates; Cebidae
Product: 60S ribosomal protein L37a-like
Exons: 1
Coding region: 23-301 (92 amino acids)
Biological process (GO): translation
Cellular component (GO): ribosome
Molecular function (GO): structural constituent of ribosome
Source: RefSeq, a predicted model, not a curated record